GUCAAUUUUUCUGUCAUGCAAAUGUAUAGGUUAUAUAUUUGAAGUUUGUUAACUGCUUCUUUCGGCCUAGGCAUCAAUAUAUGUACUAGAUCGAUUUUGAUUUCACCGUUGUAACGUUUAAUUAUUAGUUUAGUUUCUCAAAUAUGCUUGAAAAUGAGGAAGAUUGGUUGUAUGAUUCAAUUUCAAGGUACAAACAAAUAAACAUGUUCGAGUUGGAAUAUCCUGUUCAUCACUUGGAGACCACCAAUUACAACAGCAUCUGUGUGUCAUGUUCAAAUAACAGGCGGCAUCAACUUAUAGAACUAUCUCUCCCGUUGAAACUGACAUCCCAAACCAAAGGUUCUGAAGAUCUAAUAACUAAUGAUACUGAUUUAAAAAUAAAGUGUGGAACUUUUACUCAAGCGCCAGUAGCUCAUCUGAAGACACUUAGUGCUGGCCACAAAGCAGUUGUUUCACAUAAGAAUACGCAAAGUAUUACAGUAUAUGCAUUUUCUUCGGAUAACUCAGAUGAAAUUAAAGUUGACUAUCUCAUGAAGUGUGAACUGAAAGGUCCGCAAUUGGCUGUGAGCAACACAGAGCUGGCCCUCACCACAAGCAACACCUCCCCCUGGCUAGUCAUGGAUCUCAGCUCAGGCAAGGUUACUGACAGAGUACUCUCUGACCAGCUCCCUAGCAGGCCUGAGGAGUCAGUCUCUCCGAUGUAUUUAGAGUCAAGAUUGGUGGCAUUCUGUCACCAUUCCACAGGACAAGUGCAAUUGUAUGAUAAAAGACAACCAAAAUUGUUAGACAGAAUUAUUGGUGUGAAUGAUGAGAACAACAGCAGCUUGUGGAGUUUUGCCUCGGUGCAUGAAUGUUCCAAGCAAUUCACUAGUGUUGAUCACCCAGUUUGCUUUGGAAUGGUUUCUACCAAUGGAACUUUAAAUGUAUACGAUUCAAGAAAUUGGACUACACCUUGUGCUAGUAAAAACUUAGGUCUGUCAUCACCAGCUUUAACUAAAAAUAAACCCACUUUACAGUUGAAAUUCAAACCUGCCAACAAGAAUUGGGUGUCUGUGUCAGGAUUUGACGCUAAUAUUUAUAUUUAUGACUUGACAGCGCCGCUGGAUUCAGUGUUUGUUCACAACGGACAUAAAUACGUCGAAGGAUUCAACCCCGAGACGAUAACAACAAGCCAUGCUUGGUUUCCAAGUAUAGACGAUCUCAUAAUUUCGGGUGCAGAUAAUGGGACCAUUCAAUCGUGGCAAUUUGAGGACUCAAGGAAACUUACCUCAUGAUCUUAACAUUUUAUCAUCAAAGACUUUUCAGUGAAAAUAUUGUUUAUUGAUUAUCAAUCAGUGACACACCAAAUUAUUUCUUAACACUAGGCUGGGAUAGUUAUUUUGUACUGUAUAUCUUUUGAAAAAAUAUGAAAAAAAAGAUCCUUACAUAAUCUAAACAAGUCUUAGGAAGUUUGUUAUUUUCAGAAAUAGUUUUUAUUUACAUAAUUACUUUUAUUGUGUUUUUUGAUUGUUUAUGUAAGGAGUACAAAAGAAAUAUGCUUUGAGUUCCCUAUAAUGUUAUACUGUAAUUAAAGAAGUUCGAAUUUUGAAAUUAAUAUGAAUGAUACACUAUUAACACUUUUAUAACUAUUUUUUCAUUUAACAUGUACAUUUCAAUUUCAAAUAUAUUGUCCUUUUAGUGUUCAUUCAAAGUUUUAGAAGUAUACAAUUCAAGUAUUAUAAGUGAAUAUGCUUACAAACAUAAUUUUGGAUAAAUUAUAACUAAAUCAAGUUAACGUUUUUACAAAGAAAUUUAUGUAUUUAUAACGAUUAUUGUCUUCUAAGUUUUUAAGAUAAUGGAUUUUCUAAAUGUUUGAAACUGUUAUAAUUAUUAUUACAUACAAACAACAUUGAGAGUUAUUGUCCCAUGUGUUGAGCAAAUUAAACACCUAAACUAAUAAUGCAUCUUCAGUUUGACAUUUGAAAUCUACCUUUAUUCCGACUGAGCCGUAAGGGAUAUUAUAGUUUAAAAUCUUUUAAUCAUAGAAUCAUAAUGCCAUAGAUUUGUAAGACGUAUAAUGUGAUAAAUAAAUAGGUACAGUGAUGUGUAA
This is a messenger RNA of Homalodisca vitripennis (glassy-winged sharpshooter), 2089 nucleotides long. RefSeq names its product WD repeat-containing protein 73-like. Gene Ontology annotation, cellular component: spindle pole; cytosol. The record is from RefSeq and is a predicted model, not a curated record. Bases 144 to 1274 code for a protein of 376 amino acids. Gene Ontology annotation, biological process: cytoplasmic microtubule organization. Gene Ontology annotation, molecular function: protein binding. NCBI's taxonomy places the organism in Eukaryota, Metazoa, Arthropoda, Insecta, Hemiptera, Cicadellidae. The transcript has 5 exons.